GGCUGUCAGUGCGAGUCGGGGGGGGGAGGUAAACAAGAUGGCGACAACCUGAGUAGCAAGAGUAACACGAAGAGUCUGACAUUUUACUGAUAGACCCAAGUGAAACAUUUGCUUUAACCAGGACUGAAUAAAACCUGCAACGAUUCAUAUGGAUAAAGGCACCAGGUAGUAGAAAGCGCGGUGGCAUGGAGGACACCUGAGGACGGUUGGACACGUUGGAUGGCUCAGUCGACCUCCAGGAGCCGGGCUGACACUGCUGCAUGAGUUUGUCUGUAGAUCUGAGCUUGGAUCCGGUCCAGCUGUACACACUUAUGUAUCCUGAGGAAACCUGUGCUCUGAAGCAUGGACCUUUGACAGAAAUGCUGUGCUGCACGGCCUUGAAGCAGGACUGGUCGCCUCUACCUUAGGCUGUAUGGUGUUACAUUCAUAGUUAAGCAGAGAAUAGUAACAUUUUAGAAUCACGAGUUUUCUAAUUUCUGUUCUACUGCACUUGUCACAGAAUACACAGUAUCGUACACUAACUUAGCACUGGACCCAGCACGUUUUUUUUUUUUUGCUCCUCUGUUCGCACCUCUUGAGAGAAAAGAGCCCUAAUGUUUACAAUUUGGGAUUGAUCUCCCACCACCCCCUCAACUCUCAGGCGUGAUUAUUUUCUCUCCAUGUUAAGUAUGUUGUAAGUCAUCUGUAUUCCAUCUUGUGGAAUUAAAACACUCGGCUCCGUGCUUAAAGGUUACCAGUGGAUUACUCCCCGGCAGCAAUCCAUAGUUAUUCGUGAACAAUUUGCACAGGAGGCUUAAGUUGUAGCUGCCGAAAUAUCAGUCAUGAGUGCCGGCGAGCUGCAACAUCUUGACUAUCUCAAUGAAAAUGAACUGAUGGAAAUGGAUACGUUCAUUCAUCGCAUUGACUCUACAGAGGUGAUCUACCAGCCGAGGAGGAAGAGGGCAAAGCUGAUUGGGAAGUACUUGAUGGGCGACCUGCUAGGUGAGGGGUCUUAUGGCAAAGUGAAAGAGAUGCUGGACUCAGAGACUCUUUGUCGCAGGGCUGUCAAAAUACUGAAGAAGAAGAAGCUGAGGAGGAUUCCCAAUGGAGAAGCCAAUGUGAAAAAGGAGAUUCAGCUGCUAAGAAGACUCCAACACAAGAAUGUGAUUCAGUUGGUGGAUGUGCUCUACAAUGAAGAGAAGCAGAAAAUGUAUAUGGUGAUGGAGUAUUGCGUUUGUGGGAUGCAAGAAAUGCUGGACAGCGUGCCAGAAAAAAGGUUUCCAGUGUCUCAAGCUCACGGGUACUUUUGCCAGCUCUUAGAUGGCCUCGAAUAUUUGCACAGCCAGGGAAUAGUUCACAAAGACAUUAAACCAGGAAAUCUGCUGCUGACCACAGACGGAGCGCUUAAAAUCUCCGACCUGGGAGUAGCAGAGGCCCUUCACCCAUUUGCGGAGGAUGACACGUGUCGCACCAGUCAGGGCUCACCGGCCUUUCAGCCUCCAGAGAUUGCAAAUGGACUGGACACCUUUUCAGGGUUUAAAGUGGACAUUUGGUCUGCCGGAGUAACACUAUACAACAUCACAACCAGUCUGUAUCCGUUUGAGGGAGACAACAUCUAUAAGCUAUUUGAGAACAUUGGAAAAGGAGACUUCACUAUUCCCGAGGACUGUGGACCCCUCCUGUCAGACCUGCUGCAAGGAAUGCUUGAGUAUGACCCUGCGAAGAGGUUUUCCAUACAGAACAUAAGGCAACACAACUGGGUGCGUAAGAAACACCCUCCGUCUGAGCCCCCUGUGCCCAUCCCUGCCAACGCAGAGAGCAGGGAUCCUUGGCGGAGUAUGACGGUGGUGCCCUACCUGGAGGAUCUCCACGGCUACACCGAAGAGGACGACGACGAGCUGUACGAUGGAGAGGAUGAGAUCAUAUACACUCAGGACUUCACAGUGCCAGGACAAGUGGCCGAAGAAGAUCUGGAUCAGGGGCACAACGAAGACUACAGUCCGGCUCUAGCCAAGCCAGUUUGUGUGAACGGGACAGACGGGGGGUCUCUGAAUAGCAAGGCCAAAGCCGAACGCCGAUCCUCCUCUUCAUCCAACCCCUCACGUAAAGGAGUCUCCACAGCCAGCAAGAUCCGCAAGCUCUCCACCUGCAAACAGCAAUGACACCCCCUCCCUCUUUCCUCAGCAACAACCCGCCUGGUUGGUCUGUCCCCGUCCUUCUGUGUCCGGAGUCCUCACGGUUGUGAGAGACACCUGCUGACGUUAAUGCCCCCAUACCUCCUUGGACCACUGGCCUGCAGAGUCUUUAGAAGAUGCGGUAUGAGCGACGGGGAGGAGGAGGACAGCAUGAAAUGUUCCUUUUGCUCUGAGACUGAGGCACUGGCUGUGAAGAUGUUUUGAGUUUUUUUUGGUUUUUUUUUCUCCCAUAUUUUGGCUCCUUUCAAAUCUUGUCAUCCACUUCUGUCAUCUAGUCAAUUUCCCCUCUCCACCCUGUCACCCUCUUAGGAGGGUCAAGUGUUGCACCGGACGUUACAAACACCAUCACCCCUGUACCCCACCCAUCCAAACCCCCCCCCCCACACACCUGUUUCUAUUACUACUUUUGUUUUUACAGAACCCUAAUGGCAGUUUUUAAGACGCAUUGUGAAGUGUAAAAAAUUAAAAGAGGUAAACAAAGAUUCAAAAGUUAUGAAUAAUUCUAUAUUUAAAUCUAUAAUGAGAAUAAUUAUAAUAGUACUCUACUACCACAAACUGCAUGCUGUACAGAGCUGGGAAAAGGGAAAGUGCUGAAGACUGAAGCUUUGAGAUCCACCGCUGACCUGUUUCCAUUUAGGUUCCUUUCUUUUUUUUCUUUUUUCCAAUGAAUAUUUUUUAAUUAUUAUUUAUAUAAAAUAUGUCCCAAACAGGCUAUUUUGUUGGAUGAUCCUUUGUCCUGUUUUUAUUAUUUUUUUACCUGCCCUUAACAAGGUUAUUAUUUGACGGGAAUGCUACUCUCGUCUUACUCUGAUGUCUGCAGCUAGUUUGUAGUCAGAUCCUAGAGUAUCAGGCCGAUGCGCCUGCAGGCGGUGUGCCGUCACAAUCACCUGUUUUUCAGCGAUGCUGCUCUUUAUUGUGUUGAUCACAUCAGCGGGGGAGCCCCGCCCCACUCUUACGCAGCCGAGGCCCAUCGUCAGCCCCUCGCUGGGAAUAGAUCAGAGAGCAGGUGAGUCAUUACACUGAGGGAGGGAGAGGGCAGCGCUUCCCACGUCAGCAAGGUCGACGCAGAGAUUCUCUGUUCAACGAAACACACGAGGAAGGAUGAAGAGAUGUCUCGCGUUUACAGGCUGACUAAUAUUCCAGCGGUAUGAUUAGUGUGUCAGGACACCUUCUGUUUCACACAGUACAUCAGCUUACAUGAAAUAUGUUACAACAGCAUAAAACCACAGGUUGCGUAUAUAGUCCGGUUUUGUUCAUGUUUUUAUUCACAAAAAAAUGUUUCGGUCCAAAAUGAAUAAGGGCCUCAGUUGGUCCCACACGGUCUAGCAUUUGUCAAGGCUGCGAGACAUUUUAAUUUUCUGCACUACUCAUUUACAAUAAAACAGAUGGUCCACUAUGAUUGAGGACAAAGACAUGAGUUUUAUAAUAUACAGGUAUUCUAGAUCCAACCCACGUCUGUGAAAGGAAAAGGGACACGCGCUACCUGCCAUCGCAGUUUCCCAGGUGACAUCACGCAUAACGUGCAGCAAUUGUUCUCAUGUUUGAAGAAAUACAGUUUGACAUGAAUGCUUAACAAAUAAUGUUACAACCAUACUGGCACACACAGUGGAGUCCUGUGAUUUUAACCUGUAAACACGGAGGAUAUCUGCAAAGUAUCACUUUAAGUAUUGGGCUGCAAAUAUUUAUUUAUUUUUUAUUUUUUCCAAUGCCAACAAAUAAACAAAACCAAGAAGGUGUCAGUUUGUCUCUUAAUACUUUCUGACUUCCCCAGCCCCUAUGUGGUUCUCGGCUCCAAGCCCAUUGUUUUUCAACUUUAGAUAAUUCCUAAGAAAUGGUAAAUCAUUUACUAAAACUGCUGGCCGCUGCAUUUUUCGGGCACUAUUUUCAGCCGUGGGUUAACGGCGCAGUUUUUAUGAGUGGGCUUCACUCAAAAUAAAUGAAUGAAUGUGCCUAUUUGUAGCAAUGAUUGAAUGUCACCUGCUCCUGCGACGAGGCUCACCGUUUCAGUUUUUUAAUAGUUUAUGGACAACAAUGGAGAGCUAUAAACUAAAUCAGGCUUUGACUAUACAGGUAAUUCCUGAUCGUAUCAUGAAUUCAUUGUUGGUUUUGGUCUUUUUGUGGGAUUUGUUGACAAGAAAAAUAUAGAAUAUCACCAGACGUAUCUUUUAUUUAGUAAUACGGAGUGAGUUUAUUCCACUGCUAUUCAGUUUCAACCUCUCCUUUCACAGCCUCAACUCUUUGUCACUGGACCAUCUGUCUGAAAGCCUGAGAGGCUCCUAUGUCAGUCACUUUACGUAUCAUCUCCCGGCACUGAUGCAACACUUCGCUCAAACCCUGAUACCGCCUCCUUAAUUAUGAUGAAUAACGGGGACAAAUGGUUAACAAAAAUCCUAUAAAAAUAUAUGAAAUAUGAGUAUAAAAAAUUCUUGAUGCAUGUUAUUCAGAAUGCUGUGUUGGCUGUGUAGUUUGGGUAUCCCAUCUGUUUUUACAGAUCUGCUGAUAUGGUGUAAAUGACAGGGUUGCGAGCACUUAAGUUAUGUUUUUUUACAUGAUCACUGUUCUUAUCGCCAAAUACAUAAACCUCAAGCUUUCACGGAGACAUUUACCCUCGUGGUGAUCGAGACGAGAAGGACACUUGAGGAUAUGGUUUUGAAAUGAGAGAAAUGGGUGACGGACACUCCAUCGUUAUCUUUCUUCCCAUCAAAGUGCUUUUUGUUUUAAAGUCAAAACUGUACAGUAUUCACACACACGUUGUUUGGACAUACAGUAGCAUGCUGAAAAUUCACAGUUAAGUCUGAAAAUAUUACAUUUUUCUAAAGAUGGGUCUAUAUUUUCAAAGCUAUGUAACAAAUGCAUUUGAUUUUGAGAAUGGUUAUCAAUAAAAAGGGAGC
Messenger RNA from Anarrhichthys ocellatus (wolf-eel), 5065 nucleotides. It is a transcript of the gene stk11, whose product is annotated as serine/threonine kinase 11. Gene Ontology annotation, molecular function: protein serine/threonine kinase activity; ATP binding; protein kinase activator activity. NCBI's taxonomy places the organism in Eukaryota, Metazoa, Chordata, Actinopteri, Perciformes, Anarhichadidae. The coding region runs from base 822 to 2141 and encodes 439 amino acids. Gene Ontology annotation, biological process: protein phosphorylation; glucose homeostasis; regulation of cell growth. The record is from RefSeq and is a predicted model, not a curated record. The transcript has 11 exons. Gene Ontology annotation, cellular component: cytoplasm.